AUGUCUAACGUUCCCGGUGUAACACAACCUCCUUACCCGCUUCAUGAGUCCGUUCGGGACCUGUUGCACCCCGAGUAUGCUGCCUUCUACAACGAAUAUGUCAAGAAUAACCAGCAAGUACAUUUGCAGCCCGUAGCUGCAUCUCGCACUGGCGGGGUCUUGAUUCCUGGCGCUGGGCCAAUGCUAGAGGUUGGCAAGACUCAGGAUAUCACUAUUCAGCGACGGGAGACCGAAGGUCCCCCGAUUGCCAUCCGAGCCUUCACACCCGAGGGAGAUGCACCAGCUGGCGGAUGGCCAGUAAUGCUUUACUUCCACGGUGGUGGUUGGGUUCUGGGCAACAUUGACACUGAAAAUGUGGUGUGCUCGAACCUCUGCGUUCGCGGCAACUGCGUGGUAGUGACUGUCGAUUAUCGUCUUGCUCCUGAAGAUCCUUUCCCUGCUGCAGUUCACGACUCCUGGGAGGCUUUGUUGUGGUUGGUGGCGGAUGGCCCCGCCGCGCUGUCAAUCGACAUGUCCAAAAUUGCAACGGGUGGAUCCUCGGCCGGUGGUAACCUCGCUGCCAUUAUGACCCACAAGGCCCUGAACCUUUCGCCCCCUGUCAAGUUCUCGGCUCAACUGCUCUCCGUCCCUGUCACAGAUAACACAGCCACCGUCGAGAACAAUGACUCCUAUCGUCGAUACGAACACACUCCUGCUUUGCCUGCGCCGAAAAUGAUCUGGUAUCGCAACCACUACCUGCCGAAGGAAGAGGAUCGGAAAAACCCCGAGGCUAGCCCCUUGUUUUACAAAAAGAACUGGGCCCAGCUCCCUCCAGCUCUGGUAAUGGUUGGCGAACUGGAUGUGUUACGAAGUGAGGGCGAGCAAUAUGCUGAGAAGCUUCAGAAGGCUGGCGUGCCUGUAGAUCUCCAGGUCAUGACGGGUAUGCCUCAUCCAUUCCUCGCAAUGGAUGGCGUCCUCUCUGAAGGCAAGAGAUGUAUUACACUGAUGUGCGAUGCUUUACAAAAAGCCUUCUGGAGCUCAUAG
Molecule: messenger RNA, 1023 nt
Organism: Penicillium angulare
Lineage: Eukaryota; Fungi; Ascomycota; Eurotiomycetes; Eurotiales; Aspergillaceae
Product: alpha/beta hydrolase
Exons: 2
Coding region: 1-1023 (340 amino acids)
Molecular function (GO): hydrolase activity
Source: RefSeq, a predicted model, not a curated record